Meloidogyne enterolobii is the source of this 1871-nucleotide messenger RNA. Lineage: Eukaryota; Metazoa; Nematoda; Chromadorea; Rhabditida; Meloidogynidae. The record is from the annotation of a GenBank genome assembly.
AUACUGGGAUAUUGGUCCUUUAGCUCGAUGGCUGCACAGAUUGAGUAUUCGUUGGACUAAUAGUGGAUUAGUGAAAUAUCUACGUCAACAUAAACAAGACUCGGCAAUUACUCGGAUUGCAGCUAAAGCUUUACUUAGCGGCCCAUCACCUCCACGUUAUGUGCCUGUAUUUGCUCGUUUAGUACCCAAACAACAAUCAACUUUGAAUCUUCGUCAAUUUGCACGUCUACCAAUGCUAAUUUACAUUGUUUUUGCUUUCUUCUUUUUUAUAAUGUUUAUUUACAAAUAUUUCCUUUGAAGAAAUAUCUGGGGAAUUUUUUGUUUGAUUUUAUGUUAUUUAUUAAAUUCCAAAAAUCAUUUCAUUUUUUACUAUAUUAAUUUAUUAUGUUGAUGAAAACAUUAAAAAUUAAUAAAUUUAAAUAUCUUGUGUUUUUAUAGCUAGUCAGAUUACGAAAAAUCUGUCAAUACUUUGAUUGAAUUACCUAACUUGACCCAAACUAGACGAGUCAAUAACUAGGUUGCCCAAGCCCGAAGCAAAAAAAUCUAAACUGACCUAAAUGGGCACUUUAUUAAUAGUCGAAAAGAUCCAUUACGAUCGUUUUGUAAUUUUACCCAGAAAUGAGGUUACCGAUUUUUAAGUUCUUAUAGUGCAUUUUAUUCGAUUUUUGUCUUAAGAAUUUUUUUUGUUCUGCAUUUGUUCUUUACCUCUUAUUUUUUUAAAUAUUUAGGAAAUGUUAAAAUCAGCAGCUUCUCGUCUAGUAUUGCUAGGAUCUCCAGUAGCUGUUGAAAGCAGUGGACGUCGUGGAAAGUCAACAACUUCAUUGCCUGUCUCAGUUGCUUCAUUUCAAUUACGUGCAGUUUGCCCUCACAAACAACAAAAUUUAAAUAAUUUAUUUUCUUCAAUUAAUUAUUGUUCUAUACCGAUAUCUGGACAAAAUAAACAGAAUUUAUUGAAGGAAGAAAGUUUACAAAACAAAAAUGAAGAGCAGCAACAAUGGAUGGUUAAUGUUACAAAAUGUGGAAUACCUAAAGAAUUUCAGGGUUCACAAUCUGAAGCACUACAACAACAAAAGCAAUGUGAACGCGAUGUUUAUGGAGAUGAUGCUUGUUUUAUUGCUAGCCAUGAAGAUACUUAUGUUGCAGGUAUUGCCGAUGGUGUUGGGGGUUGGCGAAGGCACGGUGUUGAUCCUUCCCAGUUUGCUGCUCAAUUAAUGUCAAAUUGUGCUGGAAUUGUAAAAUCUGGGGAUUUUGAGUGUACACGUCCAGAUUUAAUAAUUGAAUGCGCUUAUAAUAAAUUAAAAAUGUUAAAUAAUCAGAGGCCGAUUGGUUCUUCAACUGCUUGUGUUUUAACAAUUACUAAAAAAAGAUUGUACUCUGCUAACCUUGGCGAUUCUGGUUAUUUAAUUUGUCGUGGUGGAAAAGUAAUUUUUCGUUCACCAGAACAAACACACUACUUCAAUGCUCCAUAUCAACUUACAAUACUUCCAGAACAAAUGCUCAACGAAAAGAAAUCAUUUUUAUUAGACAAACCAGAAUGUUCAGAAUUGAGAGAACAUGAAUUGCAAUCUGGAGAUCUCAUCUUAAUGGCGACUGAUGGUUUAUGGGAUAAUUGCCAUAUUGGAACUAUCGCUAGACUUUUAUAUGGAGAUGAAGAUGAAAAUAAUAUUAAUGAGAAAGAAGAAACCCAACAACCAAAAAUGUCACAAGCUUCACUUCAAGCUCGUUGUAAUUCUUUAGCAUUAAUUGCCAGACAUUUAUCGGCUGAUGAAAAUUAUAUUUCGCCUUUUACACAAAGAGCAUUAAAACAUGGAAUUAAAGCUCCUGGAGGUAAACCGGAUGAUGUGACGAUUAUUUUAUUUCAAGUUUCUUGA